CAUUCGUAACGGGGUUCGUGUCGGGGGGUAUUAAGAACUCCCGGGGGUAUAAAGGCCCAGUAGACCCCGCUCCGGACCAUUGCCCAUCUCUAUGCCCCGCUGAACAACGACAGUCGCUGUCAACUUCCGAAAUGCAGUCUACGACACUCCUGGUGGCACUUUGCCUUGCUUUCAACCUGCAGUUAGCCCGGACGUUCGGCGACGACGGCGAAGGAUCCCAUUCAAAAAAAGUCAUAAUCAAAGUACCUGUACACGAGAAGAUUAUAAAACAUACGCACACUGUCUACAAAAUAAUAGAUGGAGGAAAGAAGGAGCAUACGGUAAAUCAUAAGCAUGAGCAUAAGGGUCACGUAGACCACGUUCAUAGCCAUGCUGGCCAUGGCGAACACAGCCAUAAGCAUUCCGGCACUCAUGGGCACGGACACAAGCACACCGGAGGCUUCGGUCACGCUCAUAAGCACGGUGGAGCUUUCAACCACGGUCACAAACACACGGGCCAGGCGGUCCAUGGGCACAAGCACCACGGCUCAUCGGAUCACACUCAUAAGCACGGUGGCGACUUCGACCACGGGCACAGUCACAAAGGGCACCAUGUGCACGGGCACGACCACCAAGGCCACUUGGGCCACGGGCACGGCCACGAGGGACAUGUCGGACACGGACACGAGCACUCCGGACACGCCCAUCACGGCCACAAUCACGACGGGCACCUUGCCCACGGCCACGACCACGGCGGACACUACGGACACGAACACGACCACCAGGGUGACGUCGACCACGGGCACAAGCACUUCGGUCGCUACGGUCACGGCCACAAACACAUAGGACACUACGGACACGGGCACAAGCACCAUGGUUACAGUGGCCACGCCCACUCCCAUGCCAUCCACGACGACGAUCAUCACCACCACACCUCCGCCGAUGAAUCCUCGGAUUCGAACGGGGAAUUCAACGUCUACGCGCAAAUCGGACAGGAGAUAUAUCCUUACUUGCAAUAGUCAAAUUCUUAAGAAUGAUAUACCAAAAAGAAAGCGUUCGUUUCAAACCAAAUGGCCAAAGAGCGUCCAAAGUUAACCAAUAACGUUAUGUUUAUUUAUAUUGUUGUUAAUUUGUUUAUUUG
Molecule: messenger RNA, 1120 nt
Organism: Cimex lectularius (bed bug)
Lineage: Eukaryota; Metazoa; Arthropoda; Insecta; Hemiptera; Cimicidae
Product: histidine-rich glycoprotein-like
Exons: 3
Coding region: 132-998 (288 amino acids)
Source: RefSeq, a predicted model, not a curated record